Messenger RNA from Esox lucius (northern pike), 7911 nucleotides. RefSeq names its product calmodulin binding transcription activator 1a (gene camta1a). Gene Ontology annotation, cellular component: nucleus. The record is from RefSeq and is a predicted model, not a curated record. Gene Ontology annotation, biological process: regulation of transcription by RNA polymerase II. Lineage: Eukaryota; Metazoa; Chordata; Actinopteri; Esociformes; Esocidae. The coding region runs from base 55 to 5562 and encodes 1835 amino acids. Gene Ontology annotation, molecular function: transcription coregulator activity; double-stranded DNA binding; protein binding. The transcript is spliced from 24 exons.
GCGCGUGGUACCCACGGUCGUGUGGAGGAGGAGGAUGUUGCGCGCGAAGGGGAAAUGGCUGCCGAAAACAAGCCGGAAGGACUGAAGAAAAUUCGUAAUCCGGAUCGAAUGUACAGAUCUGCUGUGUGUUAUGCCGGCCACGCUCCUCCUAAGAGUAUCAGUGAUGACACAGAGAUGAACAAUGAACAUGGACAUUUGAAAAUAUACCUGCCCAAAAAGCUCCUUGAAUGUCUACCAAAAUGCUCGUCGCUGCCCAAGGAGAGACACAGGUGGAACACCAAUGAGGAGAUUGCAGCUUACUUGAUAACAUUCGAAAAGCACGAGGAAUGGCUAACAACAUCCCCUAAAACAAGGCCACAGAAUGGGUCGAUGAUCUUGUACAACAGGAAGAAGGUGAAGUACAGGAAGGAUGGAUACUGCUGGAAGAAGAGGAAAGAUGGCAAGACCACGCGAGAGGAUCACAUGAAGCUCAAAGUCCAGGGAGUGGAGUGUCUGUACGGCUGCUAUGUCCACUCCUCCAUCAUCCCCACCUUCCACCGCCGCUGUUACUGGCUGCUCCAGAACCCUGACAUUGUGCUUGUCCACUACUUGAAUGUGCCGGCCAUAGAGGAUUGUGGGAAACCAUGUGGACCAAUCCUGUGCUCCAUCAACACAGACAAGAAAGAAUGGGCCAAGUGGACAAAGGAGGAGCUGAUUGGCCAGCUCAAGCCCAUGUUUCAUGGCAUCAAGUGGACUUGCAGCAAUGGGAACAGCAGCUCUGGCUUCUCAGUGGAGCAGCUGGUGCAGCAGAUUCUGGACAGCCACCAAACCAAGCCACCUCCCCGGACCCACAACUGCCUCUGCACGGGCACCCUGGGCGCAGGGAGCAGCGUGCACCACAAGUGCAACAGCGCCAAGCACCGCAUCAUCUCCCCCAAAGUGGAGCCCCGGGGCGGCUACAGCAGCGCCCACUCCGAGGUCCAGAACAACGAUGUCUCCGAGGGCAAGACCGAACACAGCGGCCACGGGGGAGGUGGGGGAGGGAAGAGCUCAGGAGGAGGGGGGGGAGGCAGCGCCAGGGAGAAACGCAACGGAAAGGUCCCCAAGCCUGUCCUCCUGCACCAGAACAGCACAGAGGUGUCUUCUACCAACCAGGUGGAGGUCCCGGACACCACCCAGAACUCCCCUGUGUCGAUCAGCAGUGGGCUGAACAGCGACCCAGACAUGGCUGACAGCCCCGUGGUGACAGGCAUGGGCCACGUGGCCUCCGUGAUGUCCGGCCUGUCCCAGAGUGUCUUCAUGUCAGAGGUGACCGGAGACCCCGUCUACAGCAUGUCCCCUACAGGGGGCCCCAACGCCCACCUCAUGGGCCCUGACGGAGCCUCCCAGGGCCUGGUGCUGUCCGGUGUGGUGGCAGACAGCCACAAAUUUGCCUUCCCUGGCGGAGGAACUGGUGAGCGUUCUGGGGGGGCGGGAGGAGCGGAUGGGCUGUCCAUGCUGUCUGCUGCCGGGGUUUCUGAGGAGCUGGUCCUGUCAAGUAGCCUGGACGCCGGAGGACUGAAGAUACCUGAGACCACCAUGAACUUUGACCCUGAUUGCUUCCUCAACAACCCCAAGCAGGGCCAGACCUACGGGGGAAGUGGGCUGAAGGGCGACAGCUCCUCCUCCUCUUCCACCAACAGCACCAACAGCAGCCUCCAGCGCUCGCCCUCCAUGUCCGACUCUGUGUACAGCUUCAACUCUGCCCUUGUGAAGAACAUCAAGACCGAGGACACCUCUUUCGAACAGCAGCUGGCCAAGGAGCAGGGCUACCAGGUAGGAGCGGGGGUGAGCUGUGGAGGAGGUGUGUCUGGUUCCUCAGGGUCUGGCUCAUCACAGGGCUCCCUCGGCCUGACCCCUGCAGGCUCUCUGCUCCCCUCCGGAGGAGGCCUAAGCCCAAGCACCACCCUGGAGCAGAUGGACUUCAGCGCCAUCGAUGCUAAGCAGGACUACUCGUCCGGAGCUGGGUCAGUGGGUUAUGGCCAGGCUAUGAAUAGCCCCCACCUUUCCCACCAGAGCCGCUCGCCCAGCUUCUUCCUCCAGGACACUCAGCAGCCCAGCCAGGCCCAGCAGGGCAGGUCCUCCAUGGGCCAGAAGGCUCACAUGAUGGAGCACAACUCCCACGACUCCACAGCCUACAUGGGCCUGCAGGUGGUCAAAACGGAUUCCCCUGGCAGCAACGGCCACCUCCACCACCACCACCAGAGCCACCAGGGCCAGCACAGGACCAACUGCAACGGGGGCUCACCUACCGAGGGGUCAGGGCAGGGGCCUGGGUCUCUCCAGCUCCUGCAGUACCAGGGGAGCUUCCCUGAAGAGGUGGUGGGGCUGGAGCAGACAGGCAGCGUGGGCCAGGGCCAGGCUGGGAGAACAGACAACGGGGAGGGUCUGCUGAAGCCGGAGGAUCACCUCCAGGCCUGUGGAGGAGGCAACGCAGAGGGAGGAGGGACAGAGCACUACUUGCAGCAGGCCAAUGAUGGUGGAGGAGCAGGAGGAGGUCAGGGAGGCGGAGGAGGAGGGGAAGGAGUGACCAUGAGCAAUGGAAACGGCGUCAACAACGACGGCAGCAGCCGCUCCCAGACGCAUCAGCUCCAACCCCUCCUCCAAGGGGCCGGGAUGGUCCAGGGCCUCUACACCACCGUGGGGCCCCAUCAGGGCCUGGGUGGAACGGGCUCCAAUGGGGGAGCAGGAGGGGCAGGCAUGGAGAUCAGCCUGGACCACUUUGACAUCUCCUUCGGAAACCAGUUCUCUGACCUUAUCAAUGACUUCAUCUCUGUGGACGGCAGUGGAGCCAACAUGGCAGCAGGAGGAGCACUUUAUACCCACCAGCUGGUGGCCUCCCAUGGCUCAGAUGGCCAGAGCACCUCCAGCGGAGUCCCCCAGCAGGGCCAGGAGGAAGGAGGGGUGGGAGGGGCCCGGGCGGCAGGUUAUAGCCCCUCAGAGCUCUGUCUCCAGCCCUGCUGCAGCCCUCAGUCUCUGGGAGGUGGGUCCGGGGCUGGAGGUACGGGGGCAGAGCAAGGCUCCCUGGCUUACAUGCAUGUGGCUGAGGUGGUGUCCGCAGCUGUGGCCCAGGGCACUCUGGGGAUGCUUCAAGCCACUGGGAGACUCUUCAUGGUCACAGACUACUCCCCUGAGUGGUCCUACCCUGAGGGAGGAGUGAAGGUUCUCAUCACUGGACCAUGGCAGGAGGCCAGCUCUAACUACAGCUGCCUAUUUGACCAGAUCUCUGUGCCCGCCUCACUCAUCCAGCCAGGCGUGCUGCGCUGCUACUGCCCAGCUCAUGACACUGGGUUGGUGACUCUGCAGGUGUCUGCCAGUAACCAGAUCAUCUCUAACUCAGUGGUGUUUGAGUAUAAGGCCCGGGCCCUCCCCUCUCUGCCCUCCUCGCAACACGACUGGCUCUCACUGGACGAUAACCAGUUCAGAAUGUCCAUCCUGGAGCGCCUGGAGCAGAUGGAGAGGCGGAUGGCAGAGAUGGCCUCCCACCACCAGCAGGGCAGUGGAGGAGGUUCAGGGACAGGAGGAGGAGCAGGGGGAGCAGGAGGAGGAGGAGGUGGUAACACCAGCCAGACACAGUGUGUCUCAGGGCAGGGCCAGGCUGGGAGCAGCUUUGAGAGUCGUGUGGUGGUUGUGUGUGAGAAGAUGAUGAACAGGGCCUGCUGGGCCAAGUCCAAACACCUGAUCCACUCCAAGACCUUCCGGGGCAUGACCCUGCUCCACCUGGCUGCUGGGCAGGGCUACGCCACCCUAAUCCAGACACUCAUCAAGUGGCGCACAAAGCAUGCUGACAGCCUUGACCUGGAGCUGGAGGUGGAUCCCCUCAAUGUGGACCACUUCUCCUGCACUCCUCUGAUGUGGGCGUGUGCUCUGGGUCACCUGGAAGCAGCCGUGGUGCUGUACAAGUGGGACCGCCGAGCCCUGGCGAUCCCUGACUCUCUGGGGCGCUUGCCCCUCUCCAUUGCCCGCUCCCGGGGCCACACCAAGCUGGCCGAGUGUCUGGAGCAGCUGCAGCGAGAGGAACAGCAGCCCCCGGCGCCCCUGCCCCCCGCCACGCGCAUGUCCUUUUCCCCCACCCCCCACGACGCUCCCACCUCAGACAGCUGGAUGGUCACAUGGGCCGGCGACAGUGUGAUGGCGUCCGGUGGGAAGAAAGGAUGCACCGCCACCACCACAACCACCACCACCUCCUCCACCAACCUUAACCCAGACUUAAGAAGGCCACGAUCUGAGCCCUCCAACUACUACAGCAGCGAGUGCCAGCGAGACUUGCCCCUGGCCAAAAAACACAAACCUAAUCCGGAGCUGUUUCAGGCCAGGCCUGACAAGGCCAUGUCUGUCCCACUGAGCCUGGAGCAACAGCAGCUCCACAAGCUGCCCUUCAGCCCUAAGAGCCUGUCCCACGAGGGCCUCAGCCCAGACAAGAGCCACGCCAGUGGCGGGAGUGCAGGAGGAGCCGGGGGAGCCAAGUGGAGCUCCAGGGAGGGUUUCUCCGGUGGGGGUUCAGGAAGGAAGGUUUCAGGGAGCUCUGGGGGAAGCAGCCUGGGGAAGGAAAAGCUGGCCAGCAGGCUAAGACAGAGGGAACAGCUGGGUAACAUGCUGGUGAUGGCUGAUAGAGAGAUGGUGGACACCGAGUUGCUUCCUUACAGAGAAGACCUGGAGAACCAGGACUGCAUGACGCAGAUGGACGACCUGCAGGUGAACAUGAUGACUUUGGCAGAGCACAUCAUUGAGGCGACCCCUGACAGGAUAAAGAGGGACAACUUUGUGCCAAUGGACGGGGUGCCCCUGGACACCACUGGAGUCAGCAGCACCAUGAGCUGGUUGGCCAGCUACCUCGGAGAUGUGGAGCACCUUCCCAGCAUCAUACACCUGAGAUCUCUGUACAAUGAGCCUCUGACACCAUCUUCCAACCCCAGCCUCAGCCCAGGGAACUCACCCCUCAGGGAGGGGCCCAUUGACAGGCCCACCCUGCCCUCCCCAGCCGACUGGAGCGAGUUCAUCCAGGCUUCCAACAGCAAGGUGGAGAGAGAUCUGGCACAGCUAACCCUAUCCGACCCAGAGCAGAGGGAGCUGUACGAGGCCGCUCGUCUGGUCCAAACGGCCUUCCGCAAGUACAAGGGACGCCCAUUCAGAGAGCAACAGGAAGUAGCUGCAGCCGUCAUUCAGCGUUGUUACAAGAAGUACAAACAGCUAACAUGGAUAGCCUUGAAGUAUGCACUUUAUAAGAAGAUGACGCAGGCCGCCAUUCUUAUCCAGAGCAAAUUCCGCAGCUACCACGAGCAGAAGAAGUUCCAGCAGAGCAGGCGGGCGGCUGUGCUGAUCCAGCAAUACUACCGCAGCUACAAAGAGUUUGGCAGGCUAAGGCCUCACCGCCGAGGAGCCGCACUGGUGCAACACAAACUCAGAAGCAGUUUGCUCACUAAGAGACAAGAUCAGGCUGCCAGGAAAAUCAUGAGGUUUCUACGCCGCUGCCGCCACAGCCCCUUGAUGGACCAUAGACUGUUCAAGCGGAGUGAACGAAUUGAAAAGGGACAAGGAACAUGAGAACCUCCAGAAGAGCCCCCUCACAAUGUGACAUCACUCUCCUCCUGACUCUUCUUUUCUUUUUUCGUUUGUACCCAAGACAUUUUACAAGAGAAGAAAAAAACCAGUUUAGUGAAAACACUGCGAUUAUUAAUACUACUACUAUGGCAGCGCGACAGAUUCUACUUCUAUAACAUGUACAACAACAAAAACUACAGCAUUUUUCACGUGUAUCUUUUCUUCCCUCCGACGUUGUUUAUGUUGGAGAGUGGCAACUUCUUCUGUGAAAUUAUAAACUAAAGGGGAAGAAGCUAUGGGAGGGGGCAGAACUUUUGCUUCAUGGCAUUUUUUGCACUUUUAAUGGAUUGCUUUGUCUUUUUGGGAAUAUGGGAGUAUAGGUUUUAGACAGUAAAGGAAGAGGAAUGCUGGACAUGUCUGGAAAGAUCCAUGCCACCUGUGGAUCCAAUGAAGAGGAUACAAUGGAGGACGCCGAGGAUGAAAGCAGAGGCCGGCCAAAACAUAAGGAAACAUACCAGAACUAGAUACACAUUUGGGACUUGGUUCUAAUUGUAUUUCAUAGUUUUUUAAGUGACUGAUUAUUCCAUUUGAAAAAGAAAAAAUGUAUCCUAAUGAACCAAAAAUGAUCGGUAAUACAUUGAUCCAUUUGCACAUACAGACCCUGUCAACAGUUAGAUGAAAACACUCGUAGUAACUCAAAAGAGAUCAAAAUUCCCUCCUGUUACGCUGUGCUCUACCCCGCCAUUCAGUCCAGACAGCUGGGGCUAAAUAUGAAUGUAGGAGGGGUGUGAGGAGAAAUGGGUGGGGCUUAUUAAAACAAUGGCUUAUUUUGUUACCUAGGUCUGGGGAGUUCUGUACUGUUAGGCAAGGGAUAAGGAUAUUCAGUAGAAUUAUUUUAAAAAGUAAAUUUGUUUUUAGAAUAUUAUUAUUUUAUUCUCUUUUUUUAUUCCUCUUUGCUUGAAAGUGUUUCGUGCUCAUGCCCAGGACCGAUUUCCUGACUUGUCUCGUCAAAAUUCUGUCUUGUCAACUUUAUGAAAUAUGCAUGCCUAUGGGUGAAAGUCUUCGCCUGCGUGCUGGAAAUUAGGUCUGUAUCCUCUGGUUUUAAAUGUUUUCCUUUUGUCUUCAUGUUCAAAUGCAACUAAGUCGCCCAUGUGCCCACCCACUCCCCCAGGGUCCAACCCUCUGGUUAAUGGAAUUAUACUAACAUCGUCCUUUCAUUCGAUUUUUUCGUUGCCUUAUUUAAUUUGUUUACUCAGUAUUCUAAAAAGAAAGUGAACUUCUGUUGUAAUGAUUACAGUCAUGAAGGUUAUUGUUGUUCUUUUUAAAUGAACUUCAGGGCCUGCGAGGGCUUUUGAGGGGAAGAUCACAUACAUUGCCUUGACGUCUUAGAGAUUCUUUGAGGGGUCCCUAAGCUAGUCCCAAAAUAGGGGUUAGACAAAUCCAUAUUUUUGACAAUUGAGCGGUUUCUGUAUAUAAAGAAGGCUGAAGGUAUGUAGGGAAAAACAUUUACCCAAAGGGGAUUGUAUUUUAGAAAUAUAUUAUUUUAUUCAUUAAAAAGGGGUCAAAAACAGGUACGAGACAAAAACAGAAUAUUUGUAUAGUUUUGUUUGAAUGCCUAUGAAGUAUGGUUGUAUUGUUUGUAUAUAAUGUAAAUACCUGGGAUAAAAAUGAGCUAUGUGCAUGAAAAACAUGAACAAAGGUAAAAAAACUAAAAACAAAAGCAGUAGUGGCUAUGCUCUGUAAAAUUAUUAAAACUAUUUCACUAUAAGAGUAUUUUAUUUUAUUUUGAUUGUUCUUGAGAAGAACAUUUUGCUAAAGCAUGACAUUAUUGCAAAUAUUGAAAGUUAAAAAAAGAAGAAAAAGAUAACGUAUUUAGAGUUAGGAGAAAUCUGCAAAAUUAUCUUAAAGACAAGUAUGGUUAUGUUUACAUUUUUGUUUUGGGCUACCAAGAAUCUUUUGCCAAUGGUGCCAAGUAAUGUGAAUGCUAUAUUGCUUAACAAGAGAAUUAAGUUAAUCUUUGCAGAACAGAUCAUACAAUGAAAUACACGAUAGCAUUAAAGACCACAAGGUCACAUCCCGACUGGCGGCGGAUCACAGCUAGAGGUACACAUAUUGCAGAUGGAGAAAUGAUUCAACGGCAACUUUUAAGUCUCACGUCUCAUCCAUUAUCACCCAAGCUUUUUUGCCAUGUUCACCAAAUGCACAGGGAUCACUUGUCAGUAACAUUGAAAAUGCAAAAAGACUUUAUUGAAAAUGUGUGCAUUAUUUGAACCGUAUGAACUGGAGGGGUUGUGAUGUCAGUGUCUCAGCAUGUUUGUAUGGAUUGUGUUCAUAUAAAGAUUGUAAAUGUCA